AUGUUAUCAUCAUCCUCAUCAAAUAAUGACGACAAGGAUUCAAGUAUCACUGAUUUAUUGUAUGAUUUAUGUAAAGAAAAUGAAGUAGAAAAAGCUCGAAGCAUUCUACCAUGUAUUGAUAAUAUAAAUAUUAUAAAUAAAAUUCAAAAUUCAACAUGUUUGCAUGUGGCAUGUUAUUAUGGACAUCGACAUAUGGUACCACUUCUAUUACAAUACGAAGCUCUACAUUCCAUUAGAAAUUUACGACACAAUUUAACACCUUAUGAAGAAGCAUGUAGAGAUGGUAUCAAACAGCUGUUUGUAGAACAUUGCAAAUUAUUUUCAAAUAAUAAUUUUGAUUAUGAUUAUGUUGAAUGGUCAGUAGUAGGAGAU
Rotaria sordida is the source of this 372-nucleotide messenger RNA. Lineage: Eukaryota; Metazoa; Rotifera; Eurotatoria; Philodinida; Philodinidae. The record is from the annotation of a GenBank genome assembly.